Messenger RNA from Aspergillus fumigatus Af293, 1215 nucleotides. RefSeq names its product putative GPI anchored protein. The record is from RefSeq and is a predicted model, not a curated record. NCBI's taxonomy places the organism in Eukaryota, Fungi, Ascomycota, Eurotiomycetes, Eurotiales, Aspergillaceae.
AUGUGGCCCAUCCUUUCCAUAGCCUGGGUCUUAGGACCCGCAUUGAUUCCGGUGCACGCCCUCUCAACGAAUGGCAGCUCAUCGUCAAUUCCAGCCAUCAGAGAUGUCUGCCUAGGGGGUGACGACUUGGAGCCUGAUUUUCCAAGGGCAGUCAUUCGCGGUGUCAAGAAGAUGUCCGAGGAUGAGGGUGAGAAGUUUUUCUUUGAUUAUUGGGAUUUUGAAGGGGCAGACGAGGUUGGUCUGACAGCAACGAACGAGACGUUUAACCCUCAAAGCUACGACAACCACGAGGCACCGGAGAUCCAACCUCGGGUGUAUCCAUUUCGGCCAUCGGUGUCGACUAAUAUGGGCUUCAGCCCGCUGUUUCGGCGAGAUUUUAAGUGCCCGACUGGCACUUUCGCUUGUACGGCGAUUGACCGGCCGAACAGCUGUUGCGGCGCUGGAGAUACCUGUGUUCUGGUCCAGGACACUGGGUUGGGCGAUGUAGGCUGUUGUCCUCAAGGCCAGACUUGUUCUGGCGUCAUCGGGUCCUGUCAGCAGGGGUACAUGAGCUGUCCGGCUUCCAUGGGAGGCGGUUGCUGUAUUCCUGGCUAUGAGUGUGUCAGUGGCGGAUGUGCCAACGUCUUCACGGUGACGAUAACCCUGGGUUCCACCGUCAUAGUGUCCACUGGUACUCGCACCGUCCCUCCAGAGACUACCCAGUCCUCAAGAAGUAGCAUUGGCAGCAGCAGGACAACACAAUCCACAGGUGGGCUGACACCUCCAGCUCGACCUACCAGCCUCUCCACCGCCACCACCUCCCAGAGCAGCCAGGCAGGCUCAAUCUGUCCAACCGGGUUCUAUGCGUGUUCCGCGUAUUAUGAAGGAGGUUGCUGCCGCACAGGACGAGACUGUGACACUACUUCCUGCCCUGCGAAGGUAUCGUCGACCAUCACGUCGGAUGGUCGUACCAUUGUGGUGCCAGCCCAGACGACAACUGCAACCAGCGGAACGGGACGAUGCGCCAGUGGCUGGUUCAGCUGUGCAGACACUGUGGGUGGAGGAUGCUGUCCAACUGGGUAUGCAUGUGGUUCCAGCUGUACCGCUGUAGCAACUGUAUCGGCUAGCGGAACCCUGGCCAAGAGCCAGCAAGAGAAUGGAGCCAGCCGACGCUCGAUCAGGGCGAUAUGGGCGAUAUGGGCAAUUGGUGCUCUUGGGACAAUGAUGAUGUUGUGA